AUGCUGUUCUGGCACACGCAGCCCGAGCACUACAACCAGCACAAUCCCGGCAGCUACCUGCGCGACGUCCUCGCUCUGCCGAUCUUCAAGCAGGAGGAGCCGCAGCUGUCCCCCGAGAACGAGGCCCGCCUGCCGCCCCUGCAGUAUGUGCUGUGCGCUGCCACGUCCCCGGCUGUGAAGCUGCACGAGGAGACCUUGACCUACCUCAACCAAGGUCAGUCUUAUGAAAUCCGACUGCUGGAGAACAGGAAACUGGGAGAUUUUCAGGAUCUGAACACAAAAUAUGUGAAGAGCAUCAUCCGCGUGCUGUUUCACGACCGCCGCCUGCAGUACACGGAGCACCAGCAGCUGGAGGGCUGGCGGUGGAGCCGGCCCGGGGACCGGAUCCUGGACAUCGAUAUUCCACUGUCUGUUGGUAUCUUGGACCCCAGGGCCAGCCCGACCCAGCUGAAUGCAGUCGAGUUUUUGUGGGAUCCUUCAAAGAGAGCGUCUGCGUUCAUUCAGGUGCACUGCAUCAGCACCGAGUUCACCCCGAGGAAGCACGGGGGUGAGAAGGGGGUGCCCUUCCGGGUGCAGAUCGACACCUUCAAGCAGAGUGAAAAUGGGGAGUACACGGAGCACUUGCACUCAGCCAGCUGUCAGAUCAAGGUGUUCAAGCCGAAGGGAGCCGACCGGAAGCAGAAGACAGACCGGGAGAAGAUGGAGAAGAGAACAGCCCAAGAGAAGGAGAAGUACCAGCCAUCCUAUGAGACCACCAUCCUCUCAGAGUGCUCCCCGUGGCCCGACGUGGUUUACCAGGUGAAUAGUGCCUCAUCCCCAAGCUACAACGGCUCACCAAACAGCUUUGGCCUCGGCGAAGGCAACAGCUCCCCGACCCACCCGGUGGAGGCCCUGCCCGUGGGCAGCGAUCAUCUGCUCCCCUCGGCCUCCAUGCAGGACGCCCAGCAGUGGCUCCACCGCAACAGGUUCUCCCAGUUCUGCCGGCUCUUCGCCAGCUUCUCGGGCGCUGACCUGCUCAAGAUGUCCCGAGACGACUUGGUCCAGAUCUGUGGCCCUGCAGACGGGAUCCGGCUCUUCAAUGCCAUCAAAGGCAGGAACGUGAGGCCGAAGAUGACCAUUUACGUCUGCCAGGAGCUGGAGCAGAGCCGCGUGCCCCUGCAGCAGAAGCGGGACGGUGGUGGAGACCCCAACCUCUGUGUGUACCACGCCAUCUUCCUGGAGGAGCUGACCACCUUGGAGCUGAUCGAGAAGAUCGCCAACCUCUACAGCAUCUCGCCGCAGCACAUCCACCGGGUGUACCGCCAGGGCCCCACGGGCAUCCACGUGCUGGUCAGCAACGAGAUGGUGCAGAAUUUCCAAGAUGAAUCCUGUUUCAUCCUCAGUACCUUAAAAGCCGAGAGCAACGACGGCUACCAUGUCAUCCUGAAAUGCGGCCUCUGA
This is a messenger RNA of Rangifer tarandus platyrhynchus (Svalbard reindeer), 1440 nucleotides long. The record is from the annotation of a GenBank genome assembly. NCBI's taxonomy places the organism in Eukaryota, Metazoa, Chordata, Mammalia, Artiodactyla, Cervidae.